Messenger RNA from Kluyveromyces lactis, 1749 nucleotides. RefSeq names its product RNA polymerase-associated protein (gene RTF1). The transcript has a single exon. Bases 1 to 1749 code for a protein of 582 amino acids. Gene Ontology annotation, cellular component: Cdc73/Paf1 complex. Lineage: Eukaryota; Fungi; Ascomycota; Saccharomycetes; Saccharomycetales; Saccharomycetaceae. The record is from RefSeq and is a predicted model, not a curated record. Gene Ontology annotation, molecular function: RNA polymerase II C-terminal domain phosphoserine binding; DNA binding.
AUGUCUGAUUUGGAUGAUGAUUUAUUGGCUUUAGCCGGUGCCGGAACUGACGAGGAAGAAGAGGAUGAAUUCCUAUCAACAUCCAAAAAGCACGCUAGCAAGGAGUCAUCCGGAAGCAAAAGAAGGCGUAUAAUGAAAGACGAUGAAGAUGAAGAUGAAGAUGAAGAUGACAAUGAUGAGGAGGAUGACGAUGGAUAUAUGCCAGCGGACUCUUUCGACAAUGACGAGGAAGAAGAAGAAGAAGAAGAAGAAACAGACUCAAUCCCCUUUCCGUUGGAAGGUAAAUACAAGGAUGAGAAAGAUCGUGAAAAGCUAGAACUGUUGCCGGAAAUGGAAAGAGAAUCCAUUCUCUUCGAAAGAUCACAACAGAUGCAAAAGUAUCAAGAACGCAAAUUGUUGAGGCAACAUGCGAAAUCCAUCAAGCAACAACAACAACUGCAAAGGGAGGGUUCAAAAUCGACCCGUGCCUCUACUAGAUCCUCAAGAACCACUGGUCAUUCUGAUUUGAAACAAUCUAAGCUUUCAGAACUUAAGAAACAAAGGGCUAAAAAGAGUGGAAAUUAUGAAUUUAGUGACAACGAGUCUGAAGAUGAUUACAGAAGCGAAGAUGAUAGCCGUGGCCGAAGAAGAAGAGGCGAUUAUGACGACGAAGAAGAGGAAGAGUCGGAAUACGAUGAGGAAGAAGAUGACUAUGAUCUGGGCUAUGAAAAAUCAAAGACCCGCGGAAGAGAGCGCGCAGAUAUUCAUGAAGUAGAAUGGGCUGAAGAUGACAAUUUGGACAGGGAGUCUUCCCUUGAUGAUUAUAAUAAAAUACAAAUUGGCCGUUCCUUUGUCGCUAAAUUUUGCUUCUAUCCCCAUUUCAACAAGAUAGUGGAAGGAUGCUACGGUAGAGUGAACAUUGGUAAGGACAAGCACACAGGUAAUUCAAUGUAUCGUAUGGUAAAAAUUGAACGUGUAUUUUUACAAAAACCAUACAACAUGGGUAAAUUCUUUACUAAUCAAUAUUUUGGUGUCACUCAAGGCAAAGACAGAAAAAUUUUCCAGAUGAGCUAUUUCAGUGAUAGUCCUGUCACUCAACCAGAAUACGAGCGUUAUUUACUUUCUUUGGAAAAAUACGACAUUACACAGCCUUCACCCUAUAUUCUAAAUAACAAGUCCAAGGCAGUAAAUGAAUUCGUAUGCGAACCUCUCACACCGAAAUUGAUGGACGAUAUCGUUCGUAAUAGAAUGGUAUUCAAUAAGAAACUUUCAGGUACAAAUGCUGUCAUGGAAAAACAAGUGCUCAAAGAAAAACUGCAAUUCUCUAAACAAUCUGGCGAUAUUGAGAGUGAAAGUAAAUAUGCUAACCAACUUAAAGCAUUAGAAAAGAGACUAAGUUCCUAUGAGAAGCAUCAUGAAAACGAUCAGAAUGACAUAAAGACCUUGGGUGCUUUAACAUCCAAGAACAGAAAAUUGAAUAUUGAUCGAAUCAGACACGCAGAAACAAUCAAGAGAGAAGAAGGUGUAAAUAAAGUGGAUGCCAAGAGUGAUCCAUUCAGUAGACUAAAAACAAGAACAAAGAUCUACUACCAAGAAAUUCAACAGGAAGAAAACGAAAAGGCAAGAGAAGAAGCUAAAAGGCAACUAGAAGUUGACCAAGAAGCUGAAGAACAAAAGAAAAAGGAAUUACUGCUUGCUAAAUUCAGACGUCUUGGUGGCCUCGAAGAAAUCAUUGGUUCUCUAGAUCUAAAAUUACACAUAGAUAUUUAA